GAAUUCCGUCGCGUAAUAAAACGCAGAAACGAGUCCACUCCGUGUCUUGUUGGGCGCAUGUGUGAGCCGCAGCUUUGCGCGGAUAAACAGCAGCUGUGCGCCGCGGAGCAACAAAAAGGAAACCAAGGGCGAAAAAGACUUCCAGCGGGUUGUUUAUACGGAAAUAAUCCUCCAUCCACACCUGCAGGAGACCCCCUCGGAGAGCUGAAGAGUCCACACCCGGAGCCGGAGCACCACUGCCGGGGAAGCAGCGCGAACACCCGGGUUGUUUUUCUCUUGUUUUCCGCGCAGACGGAUCCGUCCUGCUCCACAGCGGCCUCCAUUUUAGCUUCGUGCCCGGUCGCCGCCUCACGUGUCCUGGACUGUCUUUCUCACAUGACCCGUGUGUUUGUCCCCGUGAUCAGCGCUUCCAUCUCCGUAAAUCAGCGUCGUUGAACCCCGGGCGUCUUCCACCGGCAGCAGAGAGCUUCAUGGAUAUGCUGGAGCAGAGUCUGGAUAGCUCGGCGAGUCACGACAAACAGGAAUCAGAGGAGGUGGUGCAGCUGCAGGAAGGAGAAGUGGUGGGGGCGGAGGAGCACACUGCUGUGACCAUCACCGGUGUUCCGCAGGGCGCGUUCGCCGACCACAAUGUGCAGUAUCAGUUUCGCACAGAGAACAGCGGAGGACACGUGACCUAUCGGGUGGUUCAGGUGACGGAUGAUCAGUUAGAGGCCGCCGCUGACGGGAGCGGAGCCGUGAGCGUGGUCUCCGCAGCGGCGUUUGCAGGAGCCCCUCAAGCUGUGGCACAGGCUGUUAUCCAGAACCCUUUCAGUAACGGGGGCAGUCCCGGCGGGGAGACGGUGGGAGGAGAGACGCGCUUUGCUUACUUCCCCGCCGCCACCGUCAGCGAUGGAACAGCCGUGUCGGUGCAGGCCACCGCCGACCCGUCGAUCGCGCAGGCGGGAGGACAGUUCUACGUGAUGAUGAGCCCCCCCGAGGUGCUGCAGACGGCGUCCCCUCGCACCAUCGCACCGCGCGCACACACCUACACUGCAGACCUUGAUGAAAGCGAGAUGUUGCAGCAUGGCAGUUCAAACUGGAAGGUUGAGGGUCCACGGGCGCCCAGAGAUGAGAGGAGAAGAGCACAGCACAAUGAAGUGGAGAGAAGAAGAAGAGACAAGAUUAACAACUGGAUUGUUACUCUGUCGAAAAUCAUCCCUGACUGCAGCGUGGACAGCAGAAGUGGAGCGAGUAAAGGAAGCAUCCUGUACAAAGCCUGCGACUACAUCCGGGAGCUGCGUCAGAGUAACCAGCAGCUGCAGGAGAGCUGCAAAGAGGUGGAGCGAGUCAAGAUGGACAACGAGCUACUUAGACAACAGAUCGAGGAGCUAAAGAACGAUAACGCACUUCUUCGGGCACAGCUGCAGCAGCACGGCAUAGAAAUGAACGGAGAUUCGACACCGCAGUGAUUGUGGAUCGGACACUUGCACUCGCAUCCUCCUCGCCCACCUGAACAAUUCCAGGAGAGGAACUACGAUGAAAGACAAUUUCCAUCUGACUCUGGACCAGAUAAAAACCACGCACGGGACUCGAGAAGCCCUCUGAAGGACUGCAAACUGAAAACGCCUCUUCCACCUCCGGCAGCUGAACGGCUGCGCGCUCUGAAAUCUGUCGACUGUGUAGCUCAAACCGAACCUUUCGUCCUCCGCUGCGAGGAACGCGACCUCUGCACACCACCACCUCCACCACGCUUGCACCAAACUGUCUUUUUACUUUAAAUUAUAAAAAAAAAAAAAACUGCCACAGAAAAUUUACUUUAACUGAUUUUCACCCUUUUUUUUUUUAUUAUCGUUCCACAAACUCCUUUGUUUUUCCCUUUUAGUUGAUGUUUGCUACUAAAAGUGAAAUAGCUUCCGUUUACUUUUAAUUUAUCACUCUGUAAGGAAAAUGUACACAGAAAGGAAAAGUGUUGGUUUCUGCAUUUACUCUUUCCCAAUAAUUAACCUGCAAGUCAGAUGUUGAUCGUGCUCAUCACUAUCACUGAGGAUAUCUUUACUGUCACUGGAACGUGUGUGUGUGUGUGUGUGUAUAUAUAUUUGAUCUGCGUGCAGUUUUCUGCCUCUUGACACUGACACUCCGAGCAGCAGGCAGAGCUCACAAACUUCAUAAACGUAGCCCGAUGUCGGUAAAUUCAAAAACUAUAAGACUUUCCUGACAGGCAAAGUGUGCGAAGCUUUCCUGUCACAGGCCUGGUGGUUCUUAUUUUUACUCCAACGCCUUAAUAGGAGCCUGUUGGAGAAUCUAGGUGUUAACAUAGCUCAGGUAAUCGGGAUAGUGCACUGGCAAGUGGUUCCCAGACUCAAUGAAGUCUUCACAUAUGGAGAGUUUGGGUCUCUUGGGUCCCUCGUUAGGUGCAAUGUACAGAAAAAUGAGAAAAUGCUUUUCAACGUGUGAAUCCUUUUUAAUGGGCAUUAAAAUACAGUUUGUUUGUGUAUCUGCUUGUAGCUCAUUGGUGUAAAGUACUGAAAUAAGAGGGUUCAGUCACGUGAGGCCUCUCGACCUCCGUUCGCUGCGUUUUCGCGGCGUUUAGUUUUCUACAAUAUUUACAAAACCAUCGCCGCUGACAGAAGAGCGUCGAACAGCCACGGGCAGGAAUGUGCAAAGGAAGUUUGGAUGUGAAACUUGUUACUAACCAGCUUUUGUCUACACUGAGUCUCCACAGCAUGGAAAUAUAACCACUGGCAUGACUAACUCUGGUAUCACAAUAAAACACAAGCGUGAGCGUUGUUGGUUA
Paralichthys olivaceus (Japanese flounder) is the source of this 2773-nucleotide messenger RNA. It is a transcript of the gene usf2, whose product is annotated as upstream transcription factor 2, c-fos interacting. Gene Ontology annotation, molecular function: protein dimerization activity; RNA polymerase II cis-regulatory region sequence-specific DNA binding; DNA-binding transcription factor activity, RNA polymerase II-specific. The record is from RefSeq and is a predicted model, not a curated record. NCBI's taxonomy places the organism in Eukaryota, Metazoa, Chordata, Actinopteri, Pleuronectiformes, Paralichthyidae. Gene Ontology annotation, biological process: regulation of transcription by RNA polymerase II.